Messenger RNA from Solanum dulcamara, 2651 nucleotides. Its product is annotated as transcription factor TCP4-like. The record is from RefSeq and is a predicted model, not a curated record. Lineage: Eukaryota; Viridiplantae; Streptophyta; Magnoliopsida; Solanales; Solanaceae. The coding region runs from base 1025 to 2227 and encodes 400 amino acids. Gene Ontology annotation, biological process: regulation of secondary shoot formation. Gene Ontology annotation, cellular component: nucleus. Gene Ontology annotation, molecular function: DNA-binding transcription factor activity; sequence-specific DNA binding. The transcript has 2 exons.
CAAGUAAAAUUUGAAUAUCAUAGAGGUAAAAAUAAGUGACUUGGGAGAGAUGAGAGUAGUUUAAGGGGGGGUUAAAAUUGAACCAAGUUGGUUGUGGUUGAAUGUCAAAAGGUAAAAAAGAGUGUUUGGAUUGGUGAUAUAUGUGCUUUUUGGGCAGUACAAAAGUGAAAAAUAGCACAAGGGUUAGCAGGAGCAGCAGCAGUAGCUGCAUAGUACAGUACACAGAGAGAAAGAGAAAGAGAGAUGGCAGUGAUGAUGAGGUUACAAAGACCUUUACUCUUAUAACUGACAAAAGGGAGCUGGCUGGCUGGCUGGCUCACUCUUAUCAUCAGCCCAAAUAAAGGAAUCCUUUUUGGCUAUUCUUUAAUUACUCCGCAACUCCCCCUCUUCUUCUCUAGCAACAACCAAAUCAAUAGUGGCCACUCUUUUAUCAGAAAAAAACAUAAGGGGUUGCUGUAAAACAUAUGAAAAAAGUGUGAGAAGGAGAGGGAUGGGUUAGGGUGAAGUAGUUAUGGUACAGGAUAUAAUAGGUUGUUGUUGAAUAAGUGAUGGAAUUUGGGAAGUUGGAUGGCAGAGAGUUUCAGAUUUCAGAGUGGUACCAGAUACAGAAGAACAAGAACAAGAGUACAGAAGAGGAAGUGUAAUCAAUCAAAAGCUGGAAAGAGAAAAGCACACCAAGGGUCUGAGUCUGGAUCCUCAGAGGAAUCAGCAGCACCAUCAUCACCAUUAUCAAAAUCAAAAUCAAGAUCCAUCUUUGAGACAUGUAGGAGAAGUUGGCAAACAAGAAGAAAAUCAAGAACCAUCAGAAAACGAACCCCAACUUUAUCUACAUCCUCAACAACAAGCAUUUCUUCAUCACCAUCAGGUUCUUUAUGGAAGGUUAGACUCACAAACACCCCAACAAUUACUUCCACCACCACAACCUCAAACUCAGCCACAGCCUCAUCCUCCGAAGAAACGUUCGUAUUUGCCUUCUUCAUCUUCACUGGGGCAAAACGUCGAACAUGCAACAUUGCGAGGAAAAAUGGGAGAAACGUCAAGAUUAGGCCUAAGGAACACUGUAGGAGAGAUUGUAGAAGUUCAAGGAGGUCACAUUGUGAGGUCUACUGGGCGGAAAGACCGCCACAGCAAGGUUUGCACUGCCAAAGGCCCCAGAGACCGCCGUGUGCGUCUCUCUGCUCAUACUGCUAUUCAGUUUUACGAUGUCCAAGACCGCCUUGGCUAUGACCGUCCUAGUAAAGCUGUUGAUUGGCUCAUUAAAAAGGCGAAACCCGCCAUUGAUGAGCUAGCUGAGUUACCCGCCUGGAAACCCACCAUUGGUUCUGCCUCUGCUGCUGCAACUAACACUAAUUUUGAACAAGAGCAAACUCAAAAGCAGCAACAAGACAAUAACUUUGCAUAUCAACAAGGACAUGCAGGUUUGUUUGAUGAUAAUGUGCCUGGCCCUUCAAGUAAAAGAGCAAUGGAAAGUAAUACUGCGAGCUUUCUGCCUCCAUCUUUAGAAUCUGAUGCUAUUGCUGAUACCAUUAAAUCUUUUUUCCCAAUGGGUUCUUCAACCUCAGCUAACUCUUCAGCUAUGCAGUUUCACAGCUUCCAAGAACCUCAUUUGUUGUCAAGAACCAAUAGCCAGAACCAAGAUUUGAGUCUCUCUUUACAAUUUCAAGAUCCUAUUUUGCUUCACCACCAAAACCAGCAAGCUCAACACCAUAAUCAAACCAACCAUAGGGAACAAGAGCAAGUGCAGGUUCAAGCACCAGCCCACUAUACAGGAAACACCCCACUUGGGUUUGACACCUCAGGCUGGUCUAUGCAUCAGAGACUUUCUUCUUGGAGUGACAGUAGAGACACUGCCCCUGGUGGAAGUGGUGGGGCAGUCACAGAACCUGGUGGGUACUUGUUCAAUUCGCCACCAGCGCCGGUGCUGCUGCAGCCGCUAUUCGGCCAAAAUCAGUUUUUUUCUCAGAGGGGACCCCUUCAGUCCAGUAACACAUCUUCGGUUCGAGCAUGGAUGGACCCAUCAGCGAUAGCAAUUGCCUCAGGUGAUCCAAGUCAUCACCAUCAAGCUGUAUUACCAAUGUAUCCAUCAACAAUUCCUGGUUAUGGAUUUGCCUCUGAAGUAGGCGGAUUCUCUGGGUUUCGUAUUCCUGCUCGAAUCCAAGGUGAAGAAGAGGAGCACGAUGGCAUUUCCGAUAAGCCAUCUUCUGCUUCCUCUGAUUCUCGCCAUUGAAUUAGCUCAAAAUUAUCUCUUUCUCAAUUCCUGACAGGGAUAUGCUCUACUUGAAUGCAAUUGGAACUUACAGAAGUGAUGCUGUCAAAGAGCCUGGAGCUGGAGAAAAUGAUAGAGUUCAUUAUAGAGUCUGAUUCAAUGGCAUGCACCGUGUCGAAAAGAAUCCUGAUCAUUGUUUCAGGUUUUCGAUCCGGUCUAAUAUUUUUAGUUAUUUCGUUCUUGUGUAAUUGAGCUUUUCUAGCUCAACAGCUACUUUAGUGUAGUGUAAUGUGUUUGGCCAGAUUUGUCAUCUUGAUGCUGUUUGCUUUUGUUUCAUGAUUUUGGAGACUUUCAAGCUAGAAUUGGUAAUGUUCUGUUUAGAUAUUUUAAAGUCUUGAAUGCCACUCUUAGUAAUAUUUUCUGAAUGUGAUGGAGGUUUCUUUAA